This is a messenger RNA of Exophiala xenobiotica, 1632 nucleotides long. RefSeq lists its product as uncharacterized. Gene Ontology annotation, biological process: regulation of DNA-templated transcription. Bases 13 to 1632 code for a protein of 539 amino acids. Gene Ontology annotation, molecular function: zinc ion binding; DNA-binding transcription factor activity, RNA polymerase II-specific. The record is from RefSeq and is a predicted model, not a curated record. NCBI's taxonomy places the organism in Eukaryota, Fungi, Ascomycota, Eurotiomycetes, Chaetothyriales, Herpotrichiellaceae. The transcript has 4 exons.
CAGCUGCCGUGGAUGGGCAACAUCGGGCGUCCAAGUACUGGUUGCGGUCUAUGUCGAAAGCGCAGGGUCAAGUGCGACGAGGGACGACCGGGUUGUCGAAAUUGUGCGAGGCUCAAGAAGCCAUGUCCGGGGUAUCGUGUACCAGGCUACGGUACCAUCCGAUCGACUAUCUUCGUGCGCGGCCCACAAUCACCAAGUCAAGGUUACGGAUCGACAGAGAGUUUGCCUCAGGCCCUGUACUACUCGAGGCGAGCUACUUCCACAGAGGCUGAAGACAGCGAUGCUGCACAGAGUGAUUCGGCCCUGGAACUCUCCGCUCAACGUUUCCACAGACCCCCCUCCUUGGGCAAGCUUCCCCAAGAUGUGACUGAACAAGCUGUCUGGUACUCGCUCUCUCAACUGGAUGUCAAUUCUCGAGUCCUUUACGGCAACGACGCCUUUACUUUCCUCCCCGCCAUCCUUUGCAAAGCCGGCCCUCAUUCGUAUCUCCACGCGGCCAUGAGGGCUGUUGGUAUCAUUAACCUUGCCAACCGAUCACCCACAGUCGAUAUGCGGAACGCCGUUGAUCUAGAAUAUGCCAGGGCUGUUUCGGGAGUCAAUGCAGCGUUGGCCGAUCCUGAACAGCGACUGGGAGAUGAGACAUUGGUGGCAGUUUGGUUGCUUGGGAUGCGAGAACUUCUUGCCAACGUCACAGGUUCAGGCCAAGUCGAUCCAGAAGGUUCUUCGGCGCUGCAAACACACAUCGACGGCACCCUGAUGCUUCUGCGACUGCGCGGGGAGCAUCAAUUCUCCACUCCAGAGGGCUGCCAUUUGUACCAGCUCCUUCUGUCAUCCAUGCAUUGGAGACCGUUAUUUGCGGGCGAGGAACCAUCCCAGGAGUAUUUGAUAUUGGAGUCACAAAUUUCGAAAGCGGUGCAGGCUUUGCCAGAGGCGUCGAUUCGACUCUGCAGUUUCUUCCACGGUGUUUCGAAAUUGCGCGCGCGGAUCAAAAAUUUCCUUUCCAUCGACCUGGACCAGUCCGUAGAUCAAGAGAAUUUGGUCGCUUCGUAUUUCAAAGCCGCUGCAAAACUCGAAGGCAAAGUGGCUGGUUGGUGCGACGUAUCCGACUGGGUACCCCGACGUGUCAUCAUCGAGUCUUCCCACCUUACUGGUCAUCGAACUCCAUGGACAUCUGGAACCCUCUUUCGGCUUCAUUGCUUUGGAUCUUGGAACGGCUUCUUUCACUGGAACCGUUACUUUGUCGCCAAGAUUUGCUUACAUGCUGCGUUGCUGGAUGUGCUGGCGCACCUUGAAGCUUUUCCUUCAGCCAAGGUGGGGGAAUAUGAAGGACAAAUUUGCAGUGACUUGGUAACUAUCCAUACUACGGCCAUUCAGGAGAUUGUUCAAGACUUCAUCGGCACAAUGAGUUACGCCUUUGGAGAUGUUGACGAAAACGGGAACAGUCGUCCCGUCCCCAGUCCAGCUGUGAGUGAAGGAAAUCGUCAGGAAAGUCGUGGUAUCAACGUCCCUGCAACUAUGCAAGUCCAACCACCUUUGGUUUUCCUGACAACCCUGAGGUGUCUUGGGCCUGGUCAACGAGAGGCCAUGUUCUUGGCCUUGCAACGUGUAAGAGCCGAAUUCUGUUUGCGGUAA